Molecule: messenger RNA, 1009 nt
Organism: Prorocentrum cordatum
Lineage: Eukaryota; Dinophyceae; Prorocentrales; Prorocentraceae
Source: the annotation of a GenBank genome assembly
AUAUGAGUGUCCCUUGUGAUGCCUCUCAGGGGCAUAUUGGCCCUCUCUCUCUCUCUUACUCCCUUCCUCUCCCUCUCCCUCUCUCUCUCUCUCUCUUCCUGUCUCUCUCGCGCAAGCGGGGCGCGCGGCGCCGCGCCCCGGCCGCCCUCCCGGGCACCGCCAACGCAGCCAUGCCGCCCGUGCUCCUGCCGCCGGUGGCGCCGCGGAGGGCCCCGUGAAAGGUGCAGCCAGGCGUCUCCCCGCGAUGAGAGCGGCGGCGGUGGGCGCGGUGCUGGGGCUGCUGGCCGCGUGGCCGCCGCUCGGGGCGUCCGCCGCCACCGCUCGGCUGCAGGCCUCCGCCCGGCAGCCGGCGUACGACGAGGCCGACCCGCCGGGCGAGCCCGGAGCCGCGUCGCCGGGCGACAUCAGCGGCGUCCCAGAGCUGGAGGACGUGCUGCGCGGCGUGGGCAUGCACGAGCUGUACGAGGACACGGUUGCGUCGGCGAGCCAGGUCAUGGAGGUCGUGGAGUACGUCGCGGGCGACGUGAAGAAUGUAGCGUCCAGCGCGCUGAAGACGGCGCAGGGUACGGCAAAGUCGGCGGCUGGCGAGGUCGGAAAGAGCAUCCUGACCGACACGCUCGCCAAGGCGGCCGCGAACACGGGGGCCUACAUAGGCUCGAGUGACACGCCGGAGUCUGCGCAGAACCUGGCGACGCACGGGUUCCUGCGCCCCACUGCCAAGCCGCACCCCACCGGCGGGCUUUUCUGCAAGGGGAUCUCCUGCGGAUCGGCACAGCAUCACCAGGUGGCGUCGGGCGGUGCUGGCGCUGGGGCCGCCGCCGACCAGCUGCCUGACCAGGAGAUGUGCCGCGGCCUCGCCUGCGUGGGCAUGCCGCUCUCGCCGAGUUCGGCGCGCCGGUGGCCCCGCUGACUGGACGCCGGGGGCCGCGCUCCGGUCCCAGUGGGAUGGUCGUCGCCACGGCGCGACGCUGGCUGCUAGUGCACGGAGUGGGGGGGGGGAUGCGAGAGA